AUGGCCAACACAACUUUAGGGGUCAACAUGUGCCCCCCGCCGUUUUAUGAUCCUUCGAUAUUUCCUGAUGAUGGUGGAUUUAUCGAUGGCCGACUCUGCAAACAACUAGAUAGCAUACAGUGCUGCCUGCCAUGUCCUAUGACAGACUGGGUUUACCCCGAACGAUUCGAGACAUUGACUUCAGUCGCAAACUGGGUCUCACUUAGCAGCCAGAUAUGUUGCGUCUUCUUACUUCUAUCAUGGGCAUUCCUCCCCGUCGAGAAAACCAAUCGGCAUUACUUGAGCAUAUGCUUGACAUUUGCCAUUCUACUCAUGAACAUGGGCUUUGUCAUUCCUCUCGCAGCACAGCCAGAGCAAUGCUACAACGAAAUCACACCGCACAGCAUGCAGAGCAGCAAGGUCUGUGGCGCUUCUGGUACCUUCCUUCUUCUAGGAGGCUGGGCAGGCGUCAUGUGGGUGUUUCUCAGGUCGGUGUCUCUUCAUCUUCAGAUUUGCUGGCAAGUUCUCGUUGGCAAGAACUUCAUGAUUUUUGCCCAAGCAGCUGGUUGGGGAGUCCCCAUUCUGGGAAUCGUCUUGGCCCUCGUCUUCAGUGGUGUCUCGUUCCGUUUUGGCAAGACAUGCCAUAUCAAUCACGCGAACAGCUUGGCUGACUUCUGGAUUCCGCUUCUGCUCUUUGCUGGACUGACUGUCAUCAUCACUUUCGCUACCUUUGGGUACUGCAUCAAGGUCUACUUGGCAUCCUUGUCUGAUAAUGGUGCCUCUUCGGAGGGGUCCAGCUUGCCCACUUACACGCAAAGCGUUAAGACCAUGAACCCACGACAAGUUUAUCGACGAGUCCGCCGCGUCAUCGCUCUCCAGUGGCGUGGAAUUGCUAUUGUAUUGAUCAUCAUUGCCGAUGUCAUUUUCUUCUCUGUGGUUUUUGUCUUCCAAGACAACGUCGUUCAGUCGGUUGCGGACGACCCUACUUUGGCAGAAGACUGGAUCGUAUGCCUCUUCGUUACCAAGGGUGAUAAGGAGAAGUGCUUUGACAAGGCAUCUGGCCUAGUCAUCAACGAAGCAACUGUAACAGCGGUGCUUCUUCUCUUAGCGCUCAACGGCCUAUGGCUCGUCCUCUUCCUGGGGCGAUGGGGCAUGGUUCAAGGCUGGAUUGACUUGAUCAAGCAGCCGUUUGUCCAAAACAAGAAGGAAUUUGUGUCAGUCGAUGCGCGCGUCGACGUCAAGAGUCAGCCACGUUCGUACGAGAUGCUCUCAAGAGAUUCGAGCGCUGCAGUAACACCUAUCUCUCCAGCAAUGAAGUCGCCAGAGGAGGGACGAAGAACCCCAGACUACUUCGGCCGCACAGCUCGCUAUCAUGCGCCAGCUAGGUCCUUCUCAAGCCCCAGACCACCAACGGGUCACGAUACGGAAUCAUACCCACUACCGAUAUAUAACAAAGAGAUGAACCCCCUUGCAAUGAACCGAACAUAA
Fusarium coffeatum is the source of this 1467-nucleotide messenger RNA. RefSeq lists its product as uncharacterized. Gene Ontology annotation, biological process: cell surface receptor signaling pathway; G protein-coupled receptor signaling pathway. The coding region runs from base 1 to 1467 and encodes 488 amino acids. Gene Ontology annotation, molecular function: G protein-coupled receptor activity. Gene Ontology annotation, cellular component: membrane. The record is from RefSeq and is a predicted model, not a curated record. Lineage: Eukaryota; Fungi; Ascomycota; Sordariomycetes; Hypocreales; Nectriaceae. The transcript has 4 exons.